CUGUCCGCGGCGGACGGCAGGAUGGGGAAGGCGGCGGCCCUCGGCGCCGAGCUGGGCGUGCGGCUCACCCUGUUCGCGGCCUUCCUGGUAACGGAGCUCCUUCCUCCCUUCCAGAGGCGGAUCCAACCCGAGGAGAUGUGGCUGUACCGGAAUCCGUAUGUGGAAGCAGAGUAUUUCCCUACCAAGCCCAUGUUUGUCAUUGCAUUUCUGUCCCCACUGUCUGUGAUCCUCCUGGCCAGAUGUCUCAAGAAGGCAGGUGCGACAGACAGCAAACAAGCCUGCCUGGCUGCCAGCCUUGCCCUGGCUCUGAAUGGUGUCUUUACCAACACAAUAAAACUGAUAGUGGGCAGGCCACGCCCAGACUUCUUCUACCGCUGCUUCCCCGACGGGGAAGCCCAGUCCGACUUGACGUGCACAGGGGAGAAGGACGUGGUGAAUGAGGGCCGCAAGAGCUUCCCUAGUGGGCAUGCUUCCUUUGCCUUUGCUGGUCUGGCCUUCGCUUCCUUCUACCUGGCAGGGAAGUUACAUUGCUUCACACCACGAGGCCGUGGGAAGUCUUGGAGGUUCUGUGCCUUUCUGUCACCUCUCCUCCUCGCGUCUGUGAUUGCGCUGUCCCGCACCUGUGACUAUAAGCAUCACUGGCAAGAUGUACUAGUUGGAUCCGGGAUUGGCCUGACAUUUGCCUAUGUCUGCUACAGGCAGUAUUACCCUCCUCUGACGGAUGCAGAAUGCCAUAAGCCAUUUCAGGACAGACUUGUACUGCCCAUGGCACAGAAGCCUGGUGACCCUUAUCAUUUUAGUAUUUAGAAAUCAGAACUACCUCAAUGGAGAUUAGGUGAAUCAGCCCCUCCUAACUGCGCAAGACAAGAAAGUCUGACCUUUUUACUCUUGAAGAGAUACAGGUGAGCACUUCAUUCUGUGUAUGUUUAUGCAGUUUUGCUCACAUGGAUUUGUCAUGAGUCAAGGUUCAAGGUUUUUUUUCACGACUCUGUGCCACACAUUCUGAUAAAAAGAUCUUCCAGUAGUCCACCAGAUUGGUAUCCCAAGAUCUACAGCAUUUUACAUUUAAUUUAAAUGUCAUUCUUGGAAGGAUCUUUCACAAAGAAACCUUUACAUAUCCUAGAACCCCUAGAACCCAGAGUUGAAUUUCCAUUUUCCAUAGCUCAGAAUCUUAAAACCCAGGGCAUGACCAACUAAAUUAUUUUGGUUCUGUUUUUACUUUCUCUGGUGACAAUUCCAUCAAGCCUUAAAUAGGAAAAUGUGCAGUUGUGGCUUCCUUACCGCAUUAUACAUGUAUCUUAUUUGAGUCUAGCCAGAUACUGCUGUCCAUUUUGAAUCCUGUGGGCAUAAAUUAUUUAUUGAAUCACUAAAUAA
Messenger RNA from Odobenus rosmarus divergens (Pacific walrus), 1374 nucleotides. RefSeq names its product phosphatidic acid phosphatase type 2 domain containing 1B (gene PLPP5). Gene Ontology annotation, molecular function: phosphatidate phosphatase activity. The record is from RefSeq and is a predicted model, not a curated record. The coding region runs from base 22 to 807 and encodes 261 amino acids. NCBI's taxonomy places the organism in Eukaryota, Metazoa, Chordata, Mammalia, Carnivora, Odobenidae. The transcript is spliced from 7 exons. Gene Ontology annotation, biological process: phospholipid metabolic process.